Thalassophryne amazonica is the source of this 2143-nucleotide messenger RNA. RefSeq lists its product as uncharacterized. NCBI's taxonomy places the organism in Eukaryota, Metazoa, Chordata, Actinopteri, Batrachoidiformes, Batrachoididae. The coding region runs from base 153 to 776 and encodes 207 amino acids. The transcript is spliced from 5 exons. The record is from RefSeq and is a predicted model, not a curated record.
GGACGCGCGCGCUCACGCGGCGUGUUUACCGGGUGGAGUUUGAUCGAGCGCAUGUAGGCUGUCACGCUGUCCGGAACAGAACGCAGAGUGAAGAAGAGCCGCUACGAGGACAAUGUUUGACUUGAGGUCGGUGCGUCGAUCAGUUCACAGACAUGUCCACCACUGAAAGUCCCACUCGUCCCUCCUCACAGCUGACUCCGGAUCAGUUCAUCGUGGUCGCUGCUUCUUUUUCUUCUCUGGCGUUCUUCGUGGUCAUUGUGGUGCUGGUGUCCAUUGUUUACCGCAAAGAUCCCCAGUGCUGCAGACUGGGCUCCUAUCAGGGAUCACAUGGAGAUAUGGAUGCUCCUCUUCAGUACUACAGCAGCAGACAAACUCUGGUGGCAUCACCCGGUUUUGAGCAAAGUGCGACUGUAGAUGACGGCACUCAGCCGGCUGGUCAGCUCUUCUACGUUGGCGUGCCCUCAAGCUACAGUCUGCCAGCGCUGGAGGCCCCCCUGCCGAGGCUCCCCACCUAUGAGAGUGUACGAAAAAAGGACAGACAGAGGCAGAUCCACAUGAUGAUUGCAGACCGCUUUGGUCUCAAUGGACCCAGUAUAAAUGAGCCACCCCCAACAUAUGAAGAGAGCAUCCGCCAGUCGCUGGAGCUGCCUUACAACAUCUUCUCAUCCAGCUUGGACAUCUCAACCCCUCAGAGUAACUCCACCGACACGCAAAAUGAGACACCACAUCAAGGCUCCGCCAACCCUGGUACCAACAGCACUGCUCAGCCUGUGUGACACCGAGCAAGAAGCUCAGCUGACUGUGAAAGGAAUGAAGUUAUAGAUUGAUCAAAGCUGGCUCAUUCACUUCUGCACAAGCUGUUUGGAGACACUGACGAGCAACCAAAGAAGAGCUCCACGCCUCGCAGGACUGGAUACAUUUGGCUGAAUGUUGCAACACUUUGUGACACGGUUUAUCGUCAAGCGUGCUGAUUUUCUAUACUGAUGGUUUUCAUGAUUUUAUACUGGUGCAGAAUGUUCCUAAUAACUGAGGUGGCCGGUACAUCAUCAAGAAGACAGGGAAAAGGGAGUACAGCAUGAUCCAAAUGGAAACACAACACCAAAAAUGGAAGUGAUACUUUCAAGUUGGAUCGAAGUACUUUAUGUGAACUUUGCUCUCUUGUUCUGCUGUUCAGGUUACAGGAAGCUCUUUGUCUGGUUUGCACAGCAUCAAAGACCUGUUUUAUUACAAAUUAAAAUCAUGCAGAGCAUGCAUCGAAAACAGAAAAAUGAGUUUUUAUGUUAUGUGAUCACAGCUUGUAUUUUAGUUUUGAAUAUUUCGGCAGUGGCUUCUCACAUUUUUGGAAAACAUUUUAUUUCAGUCUUGUGUCUCUAAAAUGCUGUGAGGUUUUGUGCACAGCAAAGCUGAGUGAAUGUAAAGUGGGAAAAACUGGACACAUUCCAACCUCCUUUUCAUGAUCUGUUGUGUUUUUCCUUUAUCACAAGAUUACAUUUUGUUGCCUCCCAUGUCAGCAUGCCAAAUUCUUGUCCUGUAGGUUGCCACAUCCUAUGUUUAUUUCAUUAAAAUGAUUCUUCAAUACUGUUGUAGAGAGGAUGACUUCUAACCACCACGUGGUGGUUAGAGGUCAUAUGGAGGUUAGAGUGUGUGCAUGUGAAAGUGACAAGAAUAAGAAUGAAGACUUUUAUGCAGUUAUUUUCUACUGUAUGUGCAAUUUGUUGAUAUUCAUCCAUUCCUGUAUUUAAGGUCUGCAAAACAUGAAAAAAGUUGGGAUGGGGCAAGUUAUUCUAAGUAUAAAGAUUAAGUCGUCACUUUUACAGCCAGUUUCUUGAGAGAAAUCAGGGACGGAUACAUGCACAUUUGCACAUCACUGAUUUAUGUAUUGGGCUUCAUUUGUCCAUCAAUCAUUAAGAAAUACAAACAGUAUGUUGUGGGAAAGAGACAAGUAGAGAAGCUACCAAGACACCCAAACAACUCUGAAGGAGAUACGAGUAUAGGCUACUGUGGUUCUUGUUGGAGAAACUGUGUAGAAUUCAGCUUUUUCUGUUGCAUUACCAGUUAUGCAGCUUCAUAAUGAAGUGGUAGAGGAGGAUUUUCCAAAAAAAAAAAAAAAAAAAAAAAAAGAACAUACAAAACUUCAGCUGCA